CCACUGAAUCUGAAAGAAAGAAAAGAUCCUCUCCUCUUCUUAGAUAUGGAAAAGUGGGCAAGGUCGCUGCUCCUCCUUACAUUGUCUCUGUUAAUAAUCUUCGCUUCUGUGGCGGCAGAUGAUUACGUCCGGCCUAAACCUCGUGAAGCCUUGCAAUUUCCAUGGGAACAAAAGUCCUCUUCUCAACCCGAGCAGGUGCAUAUCUCAUUGGCUGGAGAUAAACAUAUGCGAGUGACUUGGGUUACGAGUGACAAAUCAUCUCCUUCCUUUGUUGAAUAUGGAACAUCUCCCGGGAAAUACUCGUAUCUUGGGCAAGGAGAAAGCACCUCCUACAGCUAUAUAAUGUACAGGUCAGGGAAGAUACAUCAUACAGUCAUCGGGCCAUUGGAAGCGGACACUCUUUAUUACUACCGUUGUGGCGGAGAAGGACCUGAAUUCCAUCUGAAAACACCACCAGCUCAUUUCCCGAUUACUUUUGCUGUGGCUGGGGAUCUUGGACAAACCGGUUGGACCAAGUCGACUCUAGAUCAUAUCGAUCAAUGCAAAUACGCUGUGCAACUACUUCCCGGGGAUCUUUCUUACGCUGACUAUAUGCAGCACAAGUGGGACACGUUUGGGGAGCUGGUUCAGCCUCUGGCAAGUGUGAGGCCGUGGAUGGUGACACAAGGAAACCAUGAGAAAGAGAAUAUUCCUUUUAUAGUUGAUGAGUUUGUAUCUUUCAACUCGAGGUGGAAGAUGCCGUAUGAGGAAAGUGGAUCGAAUUCAAAUCUUUAUUAUUCUUUUGAGGUUGCGGGUGUACAUGCCAUCAUGCUUGGCUCAUACACUGAUUACGAUCGCUACUCAGAUCAAUACCGUUGGUUAAAGGCUGAUCUAGCAAAGGUGGACCGAGAAAGAACUCCGUGGCUAAUAGUACUCUUCCAUGUACCAUGGUAUAACAGUAACGAUGCCCAUCAGCAUGAANCAAGCUUUUGA
Messenger RNA from Camelina sativa (false flax), 972 nucleotides. Lineage: Eukaryota; Viridiplantae; Streptophyta; Magnoliopsida; Brassicales; Brassicaceae. The record is from RefSeq and is a predicted model, not a curated record.